AUAAAGGAUGAGCUAAAAGUGCCAAUGCUAAUCACGGUCGUCGGCGAGGCCACGUAUUCACUGAUGUGUGACCUCUGCUCACCGGUGGAUCCUGAGAAGAAGACGUUCGACGAGCUGGUAAGCUUAGUCUCCGAGCACUUGGAGCCGAAGCGGUCCGAAAUAGCGGAGCGCCACGUCUUCAGACUGCGGCGCCAGCGCCCCGGCGAGCCACUGAUGGACUACCUACAGAGUCUCAAGCACCUUGCUUCCACCUGCAACUUUAAAACUAACCUGGAAGAAAACUUAAGAGACCAAUUUGUGUCGGGACUGGUGAGCGAGGCAAUGAGGUCUCGGAUCUUCGCGGAAACAACAAUCAAAUAUAAAGAGGCGGUGGAACUGGCUCUGGCGCUGGAGGCUGCAGAGAAACACGCGGAGGUGAGCGGCAGCGUGGCGGCUGCGACGACCUCAGGUGGCGGCGGCGGCGGCGGCGAGGCAGGCGAGGGCCUGCACCAGGCGAGCGCGAGGCGCGGCGGCGGCGGCGGCAGCGGGGGCGUCUCCCGGCCGCGCUGGCCAGGCCGCGCGGCCCCCGGGGGCGGCGACGGCGGCGGCGGCGGGCCCAGGGCCCAGGCCGCAGUGCAGUGCUGGCGAUGUGGCAAGCCACAUCGGCCGGAUAGAUGCAAAUUUGUGCAUUAUAAUUGUGAUCAGUGUAAUCAAAGGGGUCACCUAAAAGUGAUGUGUAAACAAGUAAAUAACAGUGAUAAUAGAUGGGCCGGGCGGCACCAUUUCGUGAAUGAGGAGUCGGACGAGGACAUGUUUAACAUCGCGGUCGUAGCGCAAGCUGAGUGACGCGGAGGGCGUAUACGUGCGCGCGCGGCCCGUGCCGCUGGCGCUGCGGGCGCGCGUGGAGGCCGAGCUGCAGCGGCUGCAGGCCGACGGCUCGGUG
Molecule: messenger RNA, 922 nt
Organism: Plutella xylostella (diamondback moth)
Lineage: Eukaryota; Metazoa; Arthropoda; Insecta; Lepidoptera; Plutellidae
Source: RefSeq, a predicted model, not a curated record